This is a messenger RNA of Candidula unifasciata, 662 nucleotides long. Lineage: Eukaryota; Metazoa; Mollusca; Gastropoda; Stylommatophora; Geomitridae. The record is from the annotation of a GenBank genome assembly.
AACACCUGCCUCUGUCUGGUAACAAAACUCACUACACGGUUGCCGUAGAAGGCAAUAUUGGAAGUGGGAAAUCUACUCUAUUGCAACACUUUGGAAACUUACCACACUGUGAGGUGCUUGAAGAACCCAUAGACAGAUGGACCAAUGUAAAAGGACAUAAUGCCUUGAGUUUACUUUAUGAAAAUCCUCAAAGAUGGAGUUUCUCAUUCAACAUGUAUGCCCAGUUGACACGGGUUCAGAUACACACGAAACCACAUACACACCCUGUGAAAAUUAUGGAGAGAUCCUUAUAUAGUACUAGAUACUGUUUUGUGCAGAAUGACUACAUCAGCAAAACGAUCAACGGAUUUGAGUUUGGUGUAUUGGACCAGUGGUUUCAGUAUCUGGUAAAUGCUAAGAAGGCAGAUGUAGAUUUGAUAGUUUACUUGAGAGCUGAUCCAGAGGUUUGUCUGGACCGGGUAAAAAAGAGAUCUAGAACAGAGGAGGCAGGCGUCCCAUUGUGUUUUCUGCAAGCCCUCCACAGUCUGCAUGAUGACUGGCUCCUGCAUAAGAAAUUUCCUCUUCCAGCACCAGUUAUUGUUUUGGAUGCAAACUAUGAUUUAGAGAGAAUGAAAGAGACUUAUGAUUCCCGGAGGCAAGAGAUACUGUUUGGAUGCAGAUAA